This is a messenger RNA of Exserohilum turcica Et28A, 1716 nucleotides long. RefSeq lists its product as uncharacterized. Gene Ontology annotation, molecular function: oxidoreductase activity, acting on paired donors, with incorporation or reduction of molecular oxygen; heme binding; iron ion binding. The transcript has 3 exons. Lineage: Eukaryota; Fungi; Ascomycota; Dothideomycetes; Pleosporales; Pleosporaceae. The record is from RefSeq and is a predicted model, not a curated record. The coding region runs from base 1 to 1716 and encodes 571 amino acids.
AUGCAUUUUCUCGCGCUUUGCACGGGGUUUGUGUCGCUGCUGCUAGCACAUUAUUUUGCGUAUUAUAUUGUACAUGUGGUUCGGGUUGCACGCAAGAACAGUAGCAGUGGCAGCACGGCAAAGUUGGCUCCUCCAUGGCUGCCAUAUGCGAUUCCCGGGCUGGGCCACAGUUUGUAUUUCAUGACGGAGCCGUUUGUGCUGUUGAAAAACUUGAGAUAUCCCGUUCGCCUUCGCCUGCCUGGUAUGGAUCCCUUCCUGAUCCAGGGCGUGGACAAUGUACGCCGGCUGCUAAAAGCAGCGUCGGAUACCAACCCUGCACAUGCACAAAACUUCAUCGCCAGCCAGCUGUUCGGCAUGCCCAAGAGUGCGGCUAGGCUGUUUGAGCAAGACGAUUCCGGGUACUCGGCCACGCCCAGGCCGGGGUCGAGCAUCGCACCGCACAACCGCAUCUGCUACCGAGACCGGAAACUGUUCAUGGACAUGCUCCAAGGGCCCGAGCUGAAUGGGCUGAUUGAGCGGUUCCAGGGUGCUUUUGAUAAGCGGCUGUGUGGCCUGGCGGUGGGUGACGAGUGGGUGGAGAUGCCGGAUCUAUUCGAAUUUCUCACCACUCACGUCACGCCCGCGGCCAUUGAAGCCAUAUGCGGGCCGGCACUCAUCGACACGGUCGACCGGGAUUUUGUGCGCGACUUCUGGCGCUUUGACAGCUGGGUGCCGGCAAUCACAAAAGGCGUCCCAUCGUGGCUAUUUCCCCAAGCUUAUUCGCUGCGAGACAAGUUGCUCGACAGUCUAGUACGGUGGAGGACCCUGUCCUUGCGGCAGCCGUGUGCUAAUAACGGCGCAUCUGCAGGUGCCUCAGCAUCCAUGCAGGCGAAGAUGGACUUGCUCGAGGUAGACGGCUGGUCGAUGCAGGCAAUCGCUGCAUCUGAUCUGGGCUUGAUAUGGGCGUCCAAUUCCAAUACCAUAUCCGCCGUUUACUGGCUGAAUGUCGAGAUGUUCCGCUCUCGGGAGCGGCUGAGGCGCGUGAGGGCUGAAUGCUUGAUUGCAAGAGGCGCUGCCCACAGCCAGGCUGCCGUUGAACCUGCACCGCUCCAUGGCGACCUACCCACACUGCUUGCACAGCCGUACCUCCAGGCGUGCUUUGCGGAGAUGCUUAGGCUCCGCACCCACAUAUUCAUUACCAGGUUUGUCGACAGCCACAGUAUGGAUAUAAAUGGAUGGGCGAUCCCUGCCAGGACGGUCGCCAUGACCUGCUCGUCCGUGCCGCACAUGGACGCAGCGCUCUGGCACAAGGAUGGUGCAUCUGCAGCUCCUCUGAGCGUCUUUACACCGGAGCGUUUUCUCAAAACGCCAAAUGAUCCCUCCAGCGGUCCGGCGCGCGGGAAGCCUGAAAAUGCAUCCUCUGUCGAUCCACAAAGGCAGCAUUCAGCAGGUCCAAUGCCUUUUGAAUGCACGGCUACCGCCCCGCAGCAAUUCUCCACAAAGGGGCUGGACGGCAUAUGGAUCCCGUUUGGGGGCGGGGCGCAAAUGUGUCCUGGACGCAAAUUGGCCAAGGCGGAGACGUUGAUUGUGACGGCAGCGCUGGUGACGCUGUUUGAUAUUGAACUCUGCAACCCCGAACGUGAGAUACCGGUCAAGUGGAGUCACUUUGGUACAGGCGUCAGCAAGCCUGCAGUCCAGACACCCUUUCGCAUUCGACGGCGACGGGCGCUGGGCUGA